Molecule: messenger RNA, 1871 nt
Organism: Neurospora tetraspora
Lineage: Eukaryota; Fungi; Ascomycota; Sordariomycetes; Sordariales; Sordariaceae
Product: UDP-N-acetylglucosamine pyrophosphorylase
Exons: 1
Coding region: 349-1827 (492 amino acids)
Biological process (GO): UDP-N-acetylglucosamine biosynthetic process
Molecular function (GO): UDP-N-acetylglucosamine diphosphorylase activity
Source: RefSeq, a predicted model, not a curated record
GCAUCCCGUCUCGUGUUUGGAGUCUUGGGCCUUGUUCUCCAGUUGUUUCUUUCAGCUUCCCGUCAGCUCGUAUUGUCUCCUCUUUCGUCCCACGUCACUUCCUCUUGGAAUCUGUUUAUAGCUGAAGCUGCGCCUCUCUUCCAAUUCAUCGUUGAAUAUAAUAUUUCUCCCUUCCCAAUAAUUCCCAGCCUACUCAACCAUCUACAAGUUAUAGCACCAGUUCCCCCGAUUCGGUUGCCCCGACUACCACGACUGCCCCUCCAUCGCGACACCGAGACCUUCCGUCCCAUCGAUCGCAUUCCUCGUUUCAUACUAUAUACCCAACCAUACUAAUUCCGCAUAAUCACAAUGGCCGCUGAUCCAGUACCGACCCCGGAGCAGGUCUCCGAGCUCAAGGACAAGUACACCAACGCCGGCCAGGGCCAGGUCUUCACCUUCUACGACUCCCUUUCGAGCGAAGAACAGGCGCAGCUUUACAAGCAGCUUGCCGCCUUCGAUCCCCUCUAUAUCAACAAGAUCGCCGCCAAGGCGCUCACUCCUCAGACCACCGAGAGUGACAAGCCCACCCUCGAGCCAUUGCCCGACUCGGCCAGAGCCAGUAUCCUGGACUCCGACAAGCAGACUCAGGAUGAGUGGUGGAAGCGUGGCCUGCAGCUAAUUGCUGACAAUAAGGUUGCUGUUGUCCUCAUGGCGGGCGGUCAGGGCACCCGUCUUGGCAGUUCCGCCCCCAAGGGCUGCUUCGACAUCGGUCUGCCCUCUCAUAAGUCUCUCUUCCAGAUCCAGGCCGAAAGAAUCGCGAGGCUCCAGGUGCUGGCUUCGGAGCAACGCGAGCAGACCGGCUCCCCGGUGGUGCCAUGGUACGUCAUGACGUCUGGCCCUACUCGCAAGGCCACCGAGGACUUCUUCAAGACCAACAACUACUUCGGCCUCAGCCCUGAACAGGUCAUCAUCUUCGAGCAGGGUGUGCUUCCUUGCAUCUCCAACGACGGCAAGAUCCUCCUUGAGAGCAAGUCCAGGGUUGCCGUCGCUCCUGAUGGCAACGGCGGCAUCUACAACGCUUUGGUUGACGCCAAGGUGCUCGACGACAUGGCCCGCCGCGGAAUCGAGCACGUCCACGCCUACUGCGUAGACAACUGUCUCGUCAAGGUCGCGGAUCCCGUCUUCAUCGGCUACUGCGCUUCCCAGGACGUCGAUAUCGGUACCAAGGUGGUGCGCAAGCGCAACGCGACUGAACCCGUGGGACUUAUUCUCACCAAGAACGGCAAGCCCGACGUCGUCGAGUACAGCGAGAUCGACCCAGACGUUGCUGCCGAGGAGGACCCCGCACAACCUGGAGUUCUCAAGUUCCGUGCCGCCAACAUUGUCAACCACUACUACUCGUUCCGCUUCCUUGAGUCGAUCCCCGAGUGGGCGGGCAACCUGCCGCACCACAUUGCCCGGAAGAAGAUUCCUUAUGCGGACCUGGAGUCCGGAAACACUGUGAAGCCUGAGAAGCCCAAUGGCAUCAAGUUGGAGCAGUUUGUUUUCGACGUCUUCCCCUUGAUCGAGCUUUCCAAGUUCUCUUGCAUGGAGGUUAAGCGCGAGGAUGAGUUCAGCCCGCUGAAGAACGCCAGGGGAACGGGCGAGGAUGAUCCGGAUACCAGCAGGCACGAUAUCAUGGCUCAGGGACGGAGGUGGUUGGAGGCGGCUGGUGCCAAGUUCGCGGAAGGCGUGGAGGACGGCGUGGAGGUCAGCCCUCUAGUCAGCUACGUAAGUCUUGCCUCUGCUGUCUCGUCUUUUUUUCUCUCUUACCCCUUUCCAACACAUCUUUGGAUUACUUUAUACUAACCUCUGUUCUCUUCAACUUAGUGCGGCGAAGGCCUCCAGAGCUA